AUGGCCCUUCCCGUGCUCGCUUCGGCUCCGCUGAACCCGGUCAUCGGCUUCAGGAAAUCCGCUCCGUCGGCUCCUGUAACGCGUUCCGCACACUUACGCUCGUUGCCAACUCCAGCUCCACUCCAGCUCGUCGUCGGCUCGCCCCCUCUGCCUCCGGCCCUUAGGCUCGUCACUGCAGCCGGGACAAGCACGGCGCAACUAGGAGACGAGCUUAAGGUGCUGGGGACAUGGAGGAGCCCAUUCGCUCUACGAGUGAGGGCGGCGCUCUACUUCAAGGGCCUGCAGUACGAGUACUUCGAGGAGAACCUCGAGAACAAGAAGCUGCCGGUCCUCAUCCACAACGGCGUCCCGAUCUGCGAGUCUCUUGUGAUCCUGGAGUACAUCGAGGAGAAGUUCAGUGAUGUGGGCCCAUCGCUCCUCCCCGCCGACCCCUACGAACGUGCCAUGGCGCGCUUCUGGGCCACCUACAGUGAAGACAAGCUGAUCGCCCCGUGGUUGAAGAUGUUCAGAGGCAUCACGGACAAGGAGAGGGCCGAAGGGGCGAGGGAGACGCUGGAGGCAGUGAACGCCCUGGAGGGGCUGCUCUCCAGGGGGCAACCAAAGCCCUUCUUCGGCGGAGACGAUGUCGGGUACGUCGACGUCGUGCUGGCCGGCAUGAUAGCGUGGAUGCAGGGAACCAAGGCACUUUGCGACGUCGAGCUCCUUGACGCUGCCAAGACCCCGCUCCUGGUGGAGUGGACGGAGCGCUUUGCCCGGCUGGACGGCGCCAGGGCGCUUAUGCCGGACGUCGGCAGGUUGGUGGAGUUUGCCAAGAUGAAACGGGCCAAAAUGAUGGCUGCAACGCAAACUAAUUAA
Triticum turgidum subsp. durum (durum wheat) is the source of this 855-nucleotide messenger RNA. Lineage: Eukaryota; Viridiplantae; Streptophyta; Magnoliopsida; Poales; Poaceae. The record is from the annotation of a GenBank genome assembly.